AAUCGAGCAGCGUGAAACUUUUUUCAAUAAAAUUCAGCGAAAUUUCUUCAACGAAAUUCACGAGGAAAAGCCUUCAGAUUUGCUAAAUGGAUACCUCCGGCUCGAAAAACGGCAUCAAUGGAAGCCCAAGUCGUCUCAGCCAAUUCAAGGAUGUACCACAAGCCGGUUUUGUGGAUUCCGAUUGUCCUUCUUACAUAUCCGAAAGUGAUCCGGAGCCAUCUAACAACGAAGAAAGUGACGCUGAAACGAAAAAUCUUUCAUUUUCAUUCAAAACUGACUUCAAUUCGGAUGAAAUUGAACCAAACCCCAACUUUACCUUCGCCUCAUCCGGCAAAUCUGCGUUCUUUGAUCCCACAAUGAUGAUUGAAGAUGCUUCAGAUGCCGAUAUUUCUGAUAUUUCAUGUGUUUCGGGCUAUCAUUCGUAUCCAGUAGAUGAUUUCAAAGCCGCAAGUCCUGCAAAAAUCGAAGAAAAAUGUGAAAAUAAGACAAAAACUAUUGUUAAUACUUACUAUGAAACUCCAAUUGACCAAAAAGAGCUCAUUCGUAUUGAUCAAAAAAUAAAAUGUAUGAGCUCCGUGGAUGAAAUUGCCAAAAUGAUCGAAAAUCCGGAUGAGUCACAGACAUUUCAUGACUUGUUCGAGUACUUAAGAUGGAGUAUGGCUGAAGCGGGUGUCAUUUCGCAAAGGAGGGUGUUGUCAAUCGGGGCCAAAGAGGAAGAAAUUGACGUGAAAAUAGCUGAAAAUGAUCAAAAUGAGGAUUGUGAUGAAGAUCAAGUCAUGACAGAUGUCAGUUUAUCCGAAUCUUAUUGCUUAACUGAACCUGAAGUCCCUCCUGAGCAAGUUUUGAUUCCAAUUUCCGUUCAAAAGUCGUUUGAUUUUGGUCUCAAGCCCGUUAUUGAGAGCCCUUCUUAUGAAAAAAUGGAUCGCCCGUUACUUUUGCCUCCAAUUUUGCCUUCGUCACCAUCUCCAAAGCCAAAUUCUGAUGAGCUUCCAAAGAUUUCUGAAGAAAAAAACGAAUCAAUUGCUGGAAAAAUUGAAAAAGAAAUUUUACAACUCAUGGAAUCGCUCGUGAAUGGCGAUCCGCUCUCAAUAAACGUUCGUUAUCGCAACGACUGGGACAAUUGCGUCUUAACUCCCGCCAAUACGAUCGCUUUGAAGCCUCACAACGAAGCUGAAUACAAAAAAAUUGACUUUUUUCAUCAGGGAUCCGAGAAAUAUUUCACUGUCUUCAUUUAUUUGCUGUCCCAAAUCUACAAUCUCUUGAUGACGAACACGACAAGCACGAAACGGGAGCUCUACUAUCGCGACGUCGAGUUGACCGAAAGUCAAAGACUGACUGAUGCCGUUUUAAAUGAUAUUUCCUGCCUUUUGGAUGAACCGCUGUGGAAAUUGGGAGUCCUAAGCUCUUCUAAAGGACUCAUCGUUGGCGAUUUAGUGAUUUCCAUGUCGAAUGGGACGCUUGUUGAUUGUCGCUCGGACCAAGGAACGAUCGUGCCUGCGGAUAUUUCGUCAAUUUCGGGCGUUGAGUCGUCUGCGAAGUACAUUUUGAUUGUCGAAAAGGAUACUGUCUUCAAAAAAUUGCUGGAUGACGACAUUUUUGGUCGAAUUAGUACGAAAUUGAUUCUUGUAACGGGAAAAGGUUAUCCUGACGUCAAUACGCGUCACAUAGUCAAAUAUCUCAUCGAUACCCUGCACAUCCCGGCGUAUAUUUUAGUCGAUGCCGACCCUCAUGGCAUCGAAAUUAUGUUUACUUACCGUUUUGGGUCACUUGCGUUGGCUCAUCUUGAUCAACUAGCAGCUCCAAGCAUCCAAUGGAUCGGCUUGAGACCCUCUGACAUCGUAGAAUUGCAAAUUCCAUCACUUUCGUUGACAUACGAGGACAUCAAGAAGCUCGAUGAGAUGCUGGAACGUCCUUACAUCACCGAAGAUCUUCGUUCGCAACUCACUGAGAUGCGAAAAACCAAGAAAAAAGCUGAAAUUGAAGCACUUUCGACAUUUUCCUCAACUUUUUUGCUGGAUCAGUAUUUGCCAUCAGCGAUUGGCACGAAUUAUCUCCGUAAAAAUUGUUAAAAAUUUCGAAUUUUUGUUAGAAUUUCAAUAGAAACGUUU
Messenger RNA from Culicoides brevitarsis, 2108 nucleotides. RefSeq names its product meiotic recombination protein SPO11 (gene mei-W68). The record is from RefSeq and is a predicted model, not a curated record. Gene Ontology annotation, cellular component: nuclear chromosome. Gene Ontology annotation, biological process: meiotic DNA double-strand break formation; reciprocal meiotic recombination; meiotic DNA double-strand break processing. Lineage: Eukaryota; Metazoa; Arthropoda; Insecta; Diptera; Ceratopogonidae. The transcript has 3 exons. The coding region runs from base 87 to 2069 and encodes 660 amino acids. Gene Ontology annotation, molecular function: DNA topoisomerase type II (double strand cut, ATP-hydrolyzing) activity; ATP binding; DNA binding.